Molecule: messenger RNA, 1662 nt
Organism: Austrofundulus limnaeus
Lineage: Eukaryota; Metazoa; Chordata; Actinopteri; Cyprinodontiformes; Rivulidae
Gene: mutyh
Product: mutY DNA glycosylase
Biological process (GO): mismatch repair; base-excision repair
Cellular component (GO): nucleus
Molecular function (GO): oxidized purine DNA binding; adenine/guanine mispair binding; purine-specific mismatch base pair DNA N-glycosylase activity
Source: RefSeq, a predicted model, not a curated record
GUAGUCACGUGACUUUAGGCGCACAACACGUGCGUGAAAGUUGUGUUUCAUGUGCUGGAGUUUCUCAUCAUGACGAGUAUUUAAGAAUAUUUAACAAUGAGUAGGUUACGUUCAGCGGUAUUUAAGAGCAAAAGAGCCCGACUGGAGRCGGAAGAAACAACAGUUUCGACCCGGAAGAGAUCAAAACCAGCAGUUAAAAAAGCUGUGUGUUUACCUGCAGAGAACAGCAUCAGUGCAGCCUCGUCCUCUUCCUACCACAGUUUCUGUGAUGCUGCAGAUGUGGAGCACCUUCGCUCUCAGCUCCUGAGCUGGUAUGAUGAGGAGAAGAGAGAGCUGCCAUGGAGGACUCUGGGUAUGAAAGAGUCAGACCUCAACAUCAGGACAUAUGCAGUGUGGGUUUCAGAAAUAAUGCUGCAGCAGACUCAAGUUGCCACAGUAAUGGACUACUACAACAGAUGGAUGAAGAGGUGGCCCACAGUCCAGGACCUUGCAGAGGCCACUUUAGAGGAAGUAAACCAGAUGUGGGCAGGCCUUGGCUACUACUCCCGGGGAAAAAGGUUGCAUGAAGGAGCUCAGAAGGUGGUGUCAGAGCUGAAGGGCCAGAUGCCACAGACGGUUGAGGACUUGCUGAAACAGCUGCCUGGUGUGGGACGCUACACCGCUGCAGCUGUUGGCUCUAUUGCACUCGGACAGGUUGCCGGAGCUGUAGAUGGCAAUGUGAUCCGUGUCCUGUGUCGCCUGAGGGCCAUUGGAGCAGACAGCACAAGUUCAGCAGUAACAGAGGCUCUUUGGAAUCUCGCCAAUUUGGUGGUGGAUCCAGAGAGACCUGGAGACUUCAACCAGGCCAUGAUGGAGCUAGGAGCACGAGUCUGCACCCMCAAAGGACCACAGUGCUUCAAGUGUCCUAUCCAGUUGCACUGUCGCUCGUACCACAAGGUUCAAGCCAAACAAGAAAACAAUUCUAAGAAGCUUUUGGGGAAGAUGGAGAGAAGGAUUCUAGAUCUUCCUGAUAUAGAAGACUGCAUGAACAGUGAGUCCUGUUUGUUGUGUCCUUCUGAGCCAUGGGACGAUGAGCUGGGUGUCCAAAACUUUCCCAGAAAGCCAGCCAAGAAGGCUCCUCGAGUGGAGCGAACUCUGACCUGUGUAGUGACCAGGUCUGGGGAGGAGGUGGACAAGGAGUUCCUGCUAAUACAGAGACCAAACAAAGGUUUGCUGGCAGGUUUGUGGGAGUUUCCCAGUCUUCAAGUGCAGGAGAAGAACUCUGAGGUGAAACAGAAGAGGGCACUGUGUAAUGAACUGAACAAAAUACUGAGAACCUGUUUAACUGAACGCCUCCUCCAGURUGUUGGAGAGGUCGUUCACAUCUUUUCGCACAUUCACCAGACCUAUGUGGUUUACAGUUUGUGCCUGACSGAGAGCGACACUCCAACACAAACUGAAAAAACACAGUGGCUCCGCAGGUCUGCUSUGCAGGAAGCUGCCGUGUCCACAGGACUGAAAAAGAUUUUGGAGCUGUUUGAUUCUGUGGACAGUUUAACGGGAAAAGUCUCAAAGUAUCUUAAAGUAUUAUGUUGAACCAAUUGUAUGAAAAAUUUUUGUUUUUUACUAUAAUAAAAUGAAAAAUAUCACCUUUGGUUCAGUAACAAUAAAUGCACCUAAGUA